AAGUGAGGAUCUUUGUUUGGUUCUGCAAUAAUAAUUUCGUGUUUUUGUUUAUAAAACACGAAAUGUAUUCUCUUCUCUCUAGUACGCAUAGACCCUACUCUAUGAUCAAACUCUGCUUUCCCUCUUCUCUUUCUUUAUCUCCCUGAAACUAUGGGCUUUGUUCUCUCUUUCUCUCUCUCUGUCUGUCCCUAAAGGCACAGCAACAACACUCACAGUCACACUUAAAAGCACUUCCUUUUCUAACCAAAUCUGAAAUGGGUUUUGCUCGGAAACAUCGAAAAACAGUUACUUUGACUCCAAAACCAGAGCUUUAAUCCGUGUUUCACGGCCUAAAGAUCAAGACUUUUAACUCUUCCUCUCUCCUUUUCUUGAUGAUACAAAUGAAGAAGAACAAAAGUGUGUGAUUGAGUAUACUUAAUUAAAAAAAAUAUGGCAUUAUGGUGCAUGUCAGUUCUUCUGAUUCUUGGGUUCCUAUCAAAAUCUGAUCUUGGUGAAGCUCAGCUAAGCGAUGAAGCUGCAUUGUUAGCUAUUAAGAGAGACCUUAGAGUUCCAGGAUGGGGUAGUAGCAGCAGAGAGUACUGUACUUGGGAUAGGGUCAAGUGUGGUGCCAACACUUCCUUUGUUGAGACGCUUGAUCUCUCAGGGCUUCAGCUUAGAGGUAACGUCACUUUAAUCUCCGACCUCAGAAGCUUAAAGCAUCUAGAUCUCUCUCGUAACAGCUUCACCGGACCGAUUCCUGCAUCUCUCGGCAACUUGUCUGAGCUUGAGUUUCUUGAUUUGUCCCUGAACCGUUUUGCUGGAGCCAUUCCAGUUGAGUUUGGUAACCUUAGAGGUCUUAGAUGGCUUAACGUUUCUAACAACUUGCUUGUGGGAGAGAUACCUGAUGAGCUUAUGUCUCUAGAGAGGUUAGAGGAGUUUCAAGUCUCUGGAAACGGCUUAAACGGUUCUAUACCUCACUGGGUAGGGAACCUGAGUAACCUCAAGGUGUUUACAGCUUAUGAGAAUGAGUUGGUAGGUGAGAUACCUAAAGGGUUAGGUGUGGUUUCUGAACUGGAGUUAUUGAACCUUCACUCAAACCAGCUUGUGGGGAAGAUUCCAAAGGGGGUUUUUGAGAAAGGGAAGCUUAAAGUUUUGGUCUUGACGCAGAAUAGAUUCACCGGUGAGCUCCCUGAAGAGAUGGGAAUCUGCAGCGGCCUCUCCAGCAUUAGAAUUGGGAACAACGAGCUUGUAGGAGUCAUUCCGAAGACAAUAGGAAACAUAAGUGGACUUACCUACUUUGAAGCAGACAAUAACAAUCUCUCAGAUGAGAUUGUUGCAGAGUUCUCAAAGUGUUCUAACCUCACUCUCCUGAAUCUAGCAGCUAAUGGGUUCACUGGAACCAUUCCAGCAGAGGUUGGUCAGCUCAUGAGUCUUCAAGAGCUGAUUCUCUCUGGUAACAGUCUCUUUGGGGAGAUCCCCAAAUCAUUUCUUGGAUUAGGAAACCUCAACAAGCUUGAUUUAAGUAACAACAGACUCAACGGCACCAUCCCUAAGGAGCUUUGCGGUAUGCCGAGGCUUCAGUAUCUGCUCCUUGAUCAGAACUCCAUAAGAGGAGACAUCCCACAUGAGAUUGGAAACUGUAUGAAGCUGCUUGAGCUUCAGCUAGGUCGAAACUACUUGACCGGAACCAUUCCUCCUGAGAUUGGUCACAUGAGGAGCUUACAGAUAGCUCUAAACUUGAGUUUCAACCAUCUUCAUGGACCCUUGCCUGCCGAGUUAGGAAGACUAGACAAGCUUGUCUCACUGGAUGUCUCUAACAAUAUGCUUACAGGAACCAUACCGCAGCUACUAAAAGGCAUGAUGAGUUUGUUCGAAGUUAAUUUCUCAAACAACCUCUUGACCGGUCCAGUUCCAGUCUUUGUUCCAUUUCAAAAGUCUCCAAACUCGAGCUUUUCCGGGAACAAAGAGCUUUGUGGAGCGCCGUUGAGCUCUUCUUGUGGAUAUUCUGAUGAUAUUGAACAUUUGAGGUACAAUCACAGAGUCUCCUACAGGAUUGUGCUCGCAGUGAUUGGUUCAGGUGUUGCUGUGUUUGUAUCAGUCACCGUGGUGGUGGUUCUCUUCAUGAUGAGGGAGAAGCAAGAGAAAGCAGCAGCGGGUAAAAACGUCGAUGUUGAAGAACACGUUGAGGAUGAGCAACCAGCGAUUAUAGCCGGAGAUGUCUUCCUUGAGAAUCUUAAACAAGGGAUUGAUCUAGACGCAGUUGUGAAAGCAACUAUGAAGGAGUCAAAUAAACUCAGCACAGGAACGUUCAGUUCGGUUUAUAAAGCAGUCAUGCCUUCAGGGAUGAUUGUUUCGGUGAAGAAACUCAAAUCCAUGGAUAGAGCAAUAACUCAGCAUCAGAACAAGAUGAUCAGAGAGCUUGAAAGACUCAGCAAACUUUGCCAUGAUCAUUUGGUUACACCGAUUGGGUUUGUUAUAUAUGAAGAUGUUGCUCUCUUGUUGCAUCAGCAUUUACCUAAUGGUAACUUAGCUCAGCUGAUUCAUGAGUCCUCCAAGAAGCCAGAGUACCAACCUGACUGGCCAAUGAGACUGUCCAUAGCCGUUGGAGUAGCUGAAGGCUUAGCGUUUCUCCACCAGGUCGCCAUUAUUCACCUUGAUGUUUCCUCUAGUAAUGUCCUGCUAGACUCUGGCUACAAACCUGUGCUUGGGGAAAUCGAAAUAUCGAAACUUAUAGAUCCAUCUCGAGGCACCGCAAGUAUUAGCUCAGUUGCUGGUUCCUUUGGCUACAUUCCUCCAGAGUAUGCAUACACAAUGCAAGUGACUGCACCUGGGAAUGUAUACAGCUACGGAGUGGUGUUGCUUGAGAUUCUAACCUCAAGAGCGCCGGUGGAGGAAGAGUUUGGUGAAGGAGUGGAUUUGGUGAAAUGGGUACAUGGAGCUUCAGGGAGAGGGGAGACACCGGAACAGAUACUUGACGCCAAGCUUAGCACUGUAUCUUUUGCUUGGAGGAGGGAGAUGCUUGCAGCUCUGAAAGUCGCAUUGCUUUGCACAGAUAUCACACCUGCAAAAAGGCCAAAGAUGAAGAAAGUAGUUGAAAUGCUUCAAGAGGUUAAGCAAAGUAAAUGAGAGAACUGAAUAUAGUUUCUUUUGUGACAUUCAUAUACAAAAAACGCAUUCCUGUAUAUGCGAGCUUCUCUCAUCUGUGCAUUAUGUAGAGUUUUAUGAUGAAAUGCAAUCUUGGAUUUGCUUAUCUGCUUAUUUAAUUGAAAAAUUAUAAACUAGAUCACGGAAGAAUCAAUGUACAUUAUUGUAAUACUGUUCAACAAA
Brassica napus (rape) is the source of this 3306-nucleotide messenger RNA. Its product is annotated as leucine-rich repeat receptor-like tyrosine-protein kinase PXC3. NCBI's taxonomy places the organism in Eukaryota, Viridiplantae, Streptophyta, Magnoliopsida, Brassicales, Brassicaceae. Gene Ontology annotation, biological process: protein phosphorylation. The coding region runs from base 430 to 3105 and encodes 891 amino acids. Gene Ontology annotation, molecular function: protein kinase activity; protein binding; ATP binding. The transcript is spliced from 2 exons. The record is from RefSeq and is a predicted model, not a curated record.